Molecule: messenger RNA, 699 nt
Organism: Rotaria socialis
Lineage: Eukaryota; Metazoa; Rotifera; Eurotatoria; Philodinida; Philodinidae
Source: the annotation of a GenBank genome assembly
AUGCACGAAGCGGGGUACAGAGGGUAUAUCGCUCGGAAAAAACCACUUAUAAAGGACUCAAAUCGUUGGAAACGUAUGCUGUGGGUUCGUCAACAUUGGCUGAAGCCAAAACAAUUUUGGGAUUCUAUUCUUUGGUCUGAUGAGAGUAAGUUUAAUCUAUUCGGCUCUAAUGGGCGCCAGAUAGUUUGGCGACAAACAAAUGAAUCUAUGAAAAGAGAAUGUCUUAAACCUACAGUCAAAUGUGGUGGAGGAUCCGUGAUGGUAUGGGACUGUAUGGCGGCUAGUGGCGUUGGAAAUUUGGUACGGGUGGAUGGAACUAUGAAUAGAGAACAAAAUGAAAAAAUUCUGACCGAAAAUGUGAAACAAUCAGCAAAGAUACUCAAAUGCAAUCAUUUAUUUUCCAGCAAGAUAAUGACCCGAAACACGGCUAAAACAAUAAGUCAAUGGUUCGUAAAAAAUCAAAUCAAUACUCUCAAAUGGCCCGCACAAUCGCCCGACCUAAAUCCUAUCGAACACGCUUGGGAUGAGUUGGAGCGUCGCAUGAAGCGCCAUUCACCGAAAAACAAGGAGGAAUUAUGGAUGAUUUUGAAAAAAGAAUGGAAAGGUAUUGGACGAGAUGUAACAUCAAGAUUGGUGAACUCAAUGUCGAAACGAUUUCAAGAAGUUAUGAAACAUCGUGGUGGACCAAUGCGUUAUUAA